GUCCGGCCACCUGGUCUUCCCUCGGCCCCGGCCACCUCAGAGUCCACGAAAUGAAACCAGGACGCUUAUGGCUGCAUCUCGUGCUGCUUGGGGCCUCUCUGCCCUCUGGGCUGGGAUGGAUGGACCCAGGACCCAGCAGAGGCCUGAACAUGGGUGUGGGUGAGCCACAGAUGGAGGAGUCCAGAAGCUUUGAAGUCACAAGAAGAGAAGGACUUUCUGGCCACGAUGGGCUGCCAGCCUCCUGUGGGAAGAAGUUCUGCAGCCGCGGGAGCAGGUGCAUGCUCAGCAGAGAGACAGGGGAGCCCGAAUGCCGGUGCCUGGAGGCAUGUAGGCCCAGCUACAUGCCCGUGUGUGGCUCCGAUGGGAGGUUUUAUGAGAAUCACUGUGAGCUCCACCGAGCCGCCUGCCUGCUGGAGAGAAAGAUCGUCGUUGUCCACAGCAAGGACUGUUUCCUUAAAGCUGACCAGUGCACCAUGGCCGACUACGCCCGCCUGAAGAAUGUCCUUCUGGCGCUCCAGACCCGCCGGAAGCCGCUCCCAGAUGGGGACAGCAGACGAGACCCAGCCUCCCAGAAGCGCCUCCUGGUGGAAUCUCUGUUUACGGACUUGGAUGCAGACGGGGACGGCCACCUCAGCAGCUCUGAACUGGCGCAGCACGUGCCGAAGGAGCAGGACCUGGAGGCGGACUUCCUGGGGUGCUCGCCCGGCGACCUCCUCCGAUUUGAUGACUCCAACAGUGACGGCUUCUUGACGCUCCACGAGCUCUACACAGCCUUCCGGGUGGUUCAGCUCAGCCUCGCGCCUGAGGAGAGGGUCAGUGUGGCCACAGUGACCGUGGGGCUGAGCACCGUGCUGACCUGCGCUAUCCGUGGAGAGCUGCGACCACCCAUUGUCUGGAAGCGCAAUGGGCUUGCCCUCAACUUCAUGGCCUUGGAAGACAUCAAUGACUUCGGAGAGGACAACUCCCUCUACAUCACCAAGGUGACCACCGUCCACAUGGGCAACUACACGUGCCACGCCUCCGGCCAUGAGGAGCUCUUCCAGACCCACGUCCUGCAGGUGAAUGUGCCACCAGUCAUCCGCGUGUAUCCAGAGACCCAGGCACAGGAGCCCGGUGUGGCGGCCAGUCUGAGAUGCCACGCAGAGGGCAUUCCUAUGCCCAGAAUCACUUGGCUGAAAAAUGGCAUGGAUGUCUCCACCCAGAUGUCGAAACAGCUUUCUCUAUUAGCCAAUGGGAGCGAACUCCACAUCAGCAGUGUUCGGUAUGAAGACACAGGGGCGUAUACCUGCAUCGCCAAAAACGAAGUGGGCGUGGAUGAAGAUAUCUCCUCACUUUUCAUCGAAGACUCGGCUAGAAAGACCCUGGCAAACAUUCUGUGGCGAGAGGAAGGCCUCAGUGUGGGGAACAUGUUCUACGUCUUCUCGGACGAUGGCAUUAUCAUCCUGCACCCCAUGGACUGUGAGAUCCAGAGGCACCUCAGACCCACGGAGAAGAUCUUCAUGAGCUACGAAGAAAUCUGUCCCCAAGCGGAAGGAAAUGCCACCCAGCCAUGCCAGUGGGCCUCAGCCGUGAACGUCCGGCACCGGUAUAUCUAUGUGGCCCAGCCAGCACUGAACAGAGUCCUCGUGGUCGACGUGCAAGCCCAGAAAGUUCUACAGUCCAUAGGUGUGGACCCUCUGCCGGCUAAGCUGUCCUAUGACAAGUCUCAUGACCAAGUGUGGGUCCUGAGCUGGGGGGACGUGCACAAGUCCCAACCGAGCCUCCAGGUGAUCACAGAAGCCAGCACUGGCCAGGGCCAGCACCUUAUCCGCACGCCCUUUGCAGGAGUGGACGAUUUCUUCAUCCCCCCAACAAACCUCAUCAUCAACCAUAUCAGGUUUGGCUUCAUCUUCAACAAGUCUGACCCUGCCGUUCACAAAGUUGAUCUGGAAACACUGGUGCUGCUCAAGACCAUCAGCCUGCAGAGCCACGGCUGUGUGCCCCAGGCCAUGGCCCACACGCACCUGGGCGGCUACUUCUUCAUCCAGUGCCAAGAGAACAGCCCCGCGCCUGCCGCACCCCAGCUGCUGCUUGACAGCGUCACGGACUCUGUGGUCGGCCCCAACGGGGACGUGAGCGGCACCCCACAUAUGUCUCCCGACGGGCGCUUCAUCGUCAGCGCGGCCCCCACCAGCCCCCAGCUGCACGUGCAGGAGAUCACGCUGCAGGGGCGGAUCCGGACCCUCUACAGCUUGACAAUCAGCGCAGGCGUCGCGGACAUGGCCUUCCAGCCCUCCUUCACCCAGGGCGACCAGUACCACGUGUUCGCCACUGCGGAGACAGAGCCGGCCCUGCUGUUCCUGGAGCUGUCCACGGGGAAGACGAGCGUGCUGAAGAACCUAAAGGAGCCGCCCGCGGGGCCAGCCUGGCCUUGGGGAGGGCCCCGCAGGAUCGUGAGGGACAGCGGGCUCUUCGGACGGUACCUGCUCACGCCAGCGCAGGAGUCGCUGUUUCUCGUCGACGGGAGACAAAAGGCACUGCGCUGUGAGGUGGCGGGCAUCAGGCGGGGGACCACCGCCGUGUGGGUGGGCGAGGUAUGA
Molecule: messenger RNA, 2579 nt
Organism: Callorhinus ursinus (northern fur seal)
Lineage: Eukaryota; Metazoa; Chordata; Mammalia; Carnivora; Otariidae
Gene: FSTL4
Product: follistatin like 4
Biological process (GO): cell differentiation; multicellular organism development; regulation of BMP signaling pathway
Cellular component (GO): extracellular region
Molecular function (GO): protein binding; calcium ion binding
Source: RefSeq, a predicted model, not a curated record